Messenger RNA from Dentiscutata erythropus, 184 nucleotides. The record is from the annotation of a GenBank genome assembly. NCBI's taxonomy places the organism in Eukaryota, Fungi, Glomeromycota, Glomeromycetes, Diversisporales, Gigasporaceae.
AUGAAUAUUGAAUAUAUUAAUUUCAAUGUAGAUGCAUUGUGCACAAUCGUGAUCACAAGUGAAAAUAAAAAGUUUAUGGAAACUGAUAAGAAGCGAGAAAUAUGUCUUAAUCAGUGGGUAAAAAAGAGAAUUCUGAAACAGAAAAAGAGCAAAAAAUACAUAUUGAAUGAGAACGAAAUUAAUG